This is a messenger RNA of Leptosia nina, 774 nucleotides long. The record is from the annotation of a GenBank genome assembly. Lineage: Eukaryota; Metazoa; Arthropoda; Insecta; Lepidoptera; Pieridae.
AUGUCGGUUUGGUCAGCCAGUACAGUGGGCAAUAAUUACCACUUCGGGCAUCCCCCCAGUCGAUAUCAUUCUAACAAUUGGUGUCCAAAUCCAACCAAGCAUAAGUGCGCUAUGGCCAACGAAACUGCAAUUCAGUCUGAUGAUGCGCUGCACACGCCAGCAUAUUUAUCAUGGAGGAAACUACAACUUAGCCGAGCCAAACUUAAAGCUUCCAGUAAAACAUCAGCGUUACUAUCUGGGUUUGCUAUGGUAGCCAUGGUCGAGGUCCAACUAAACACACCCACAAAAGUUCCUGCUGGUAUGUUGGUGGCAUUCACAGUAUGCACCACUCUCUUGGUAGCCGUUCACAUGUUAGCACUAAUGAUCAGUACAUGCAUUCUACCAAAUAUAGAAGCUAUAGGCAACCUCCACAGCAUAUCAUUAGUCCAUGAAUCACCACACGAAAGAUUACAUUGGUACAUAGAGAUUGCUUGGGCGUUCUCCACUCUCUUGGGUCUCAUAUUGUUCUUGGUAGAAAUUGCUAUACUAUGCUGGGUGAAAUUCUAUGACUUGAGCCCACCAGCGGCUUGGUCUGCCUGUGUUCUCUUAAUACCAGUCAUGAUAGUGUUUCUAGCUUUCGCGAUACAUUUUUACAUGUCGUUAGCAACUCACAAGUAUGAGGUGGUGAAUUGUGGUAUAAAGGAGCUGGAAUUUCUUAAGGAGCAAAUAGAGUUAGGUGACCAAGAUUCCAGGAUGAACAACCUUACUUUGAUCGACCAAGCGCGGGUCGUAUGA